Molecule: messenger RNA, 1620 nt
Organism: Fusarium subglutinans
Lineage: Eukaryota; Fungi; Ascomycota; Sordariomycetes; Hypocreales; Nectriaceae
Product: vacuolar zinc efflux
Exons: 3
Coding region: 1-1620 (539 amino acids)
Biological process (GO): zinc ion transmembrane transport
Cellular component (GO): membrane
Molecular function (GO): zinc ion transmembrane transporter activity
Source: RefSeq, a predicted model, not a curated record
AUGGCCACAUCCGUGGGCCAGAGCAGCCUCGACAAUGAUACUCGCGGCUGGAUCAUGUGUGUUGUCAGCGGCAUUGCUUGCGUUGCUGGCGCCUCCAUAGUAUGUGUUGACGUUAUCGUUCGAUUAUUUCCUGGCAAGAGAAACUUUCGCAUCCAGGAUAGCAAUGUCUUCCUAGCUUGCUCUCUCAGCUUGAGUUUUGGUGUCAUGCUAUUUUCCGCAUUGUAUAGUAUGCUACCGGAAUCUAAAGAAUAUUUCCAGCAGGCCAAAUGGUCUACUCAAGCUGCUGGCCUGGUCAUGAUGUCCUGUUUUGCUGGUGGGUUCAUCGGUAUCCAGGGAGUUUCGCGAUUGCUUCACCAGUUCAUGCCUACCCACGUCGUCGAAUGCGAUCAUACACACGACGAAAACGCAACCAAAGACACUUCAUGUCACCACGAGAGGAGACAGUCUCGCGCCCGUCGUCGCCAAUCUUCCUAUCCACCGCCGGAACAAGCACCUGUCAACAAGUCGCUUUCUAAAUUAACCAAUGGUAACGGACAAACCGCUGCGACCGAGUCUACACCUCUGCUAGAGUCCACUUUGGAUAGCCCUACGCAUCCUCUCAAGAGACAAGCCUCUGCUCGCGAUGGAAUGCAACGCCCUGCGAGUCCAAUGCGAAGCCGUACCACUACAGGACUUACCGAUGGCUUCCCUGAGAGGAGGAAGUCCAUGCGAGAAGUUCAAAAGCGAGUCAUGUCCUUUGUACAAGAUACAAAGUGCAAUUGCGACGAGUCAAACUCGUGCUACGGAUUCACGGACCCUUGUGGCCAAGAGUGCUUCAAGCAUCUAAGUAGCCGAACCAGUCUACCGAGCAGACCUGGAAGACAAACCCAGAUUCUGCGCACCACCACUGGGUCAUUCCUAAACCGCCCACCUGAACAUUCUCAUGCCCACCACGACCAUGAGCAUGAGCAUGAGCAUGAGAAUGGAUGCGAAGACUCUGUUGAGCCCUUUGCGAGACCAACUUAUCGAACCAGCAGAGCCAAAUCGCGAGAGCCAUUGGAUCCGAUAGUCCCGGAGGAGCUCUCUGAACACGAUAGCUCAUGCUCAUCUGCUGGAGACGACGAAGAUGUCGAAGCUCAACAUCAUCACCACGUUCCAACAAAUGCAUUCUUGUCCAUUGGUCUCCAGACCUCCAUUGCCAUCGCCCUGCACAAGUUUCCUGAAGGAUUCAUCACUUACGCUACCAACCACGUAAACCCAUCUCUAGGUUUCAAUGUUUUCAUGGCACUAUUUGUCCAUAACAUAACUGAAGGCUUUGCCAUGUGCCUGCCGCUAUACAUGGCUCUGGGUUCUCGCUGGCGCGCCAUGGCGUGGUCAGCCUUUCUCGGUGGUCUCUCUCAACCCAUUGGUGCGGGCAUUGCUGCACUAUGGUUCAAGCUCGCCGAUAAGACCAAUAUGCAACCCAACGCAGUUGCUUACGGGUGUCUCUUCGCUAUCACUUCCGGCAUCAUGGUUAGUGUCGCAUUGCAGUUGUUUGUGGAGAGUCUGAGCCUCAACCAUAGCCGUAACCUCUGCAUCUUCUUCGGCUUCCUGGGCAUGGCUCUACUGGGAUUCAGUAAUGCCUUGGUGGGUUCUCACUAG